Messenger RNA from Juglans microcarpa x Juglans regia, 2601 nucleotides. RefSeq lists its product as uncharacterized. The coding region runs from base 261 to 2312 and encodes 683 amino acids. The record is from RefSeq and is a predicted model, not a curated record. Lineage: Eukaryota; Viridiplantae; Streptophyta; Magnoliopsida; Fagales; Juglandaceae. The transcript has 2 exons.
UAUACAAAAAAUUUAAAAAGAAAAUAUAUUAUUUUAUAUUUGUUUGCACCUAACCUCUUUGAUCUGUCCUCGGGGAUAUGUCACACAGCUGUCUAGGCAUACCAGAGUCUACGGCUAGUCAAAGACUCAACGUUCCCUUGGCUGCAUCUUUAUAAUCUGUGACCUGUCGUUCAGACUCUUUAAGUUCAGCAGAAACACGAUCAUCUGCAGGUUGAGCAAUAAAUUAGCAAGAACAGAGACUUGUACUACUUCUCUACAAUAUGGGCUCGGAUACACUCUCCACUUGUAUUGAGGCAAUUGAGAGAAAGCUUGCUGGUUUGACUCAAAUUGCUAAACUACGUUGUAUAUAUAAAGUGCAUGAGCAGUUACGUAACGUGAACGAGAAGGCUUACAAGCCUGUGCUGCUUGCCAUUGGUCCUUACAACGACCAAAACAAAGUUGGCCAGGGGUUUAUGAAAGAGCAUAAAUUGCGCUAUCUACAGCAAAUGCUUAAAAGAACGAAGGGAAGUGUAAAAGCAUACAUUGCCACCUUGAAAGAAUUAGAAGAAAGAGCUCUUAAAUAUUAUGGAGAACACAUUAGCCAUACCUCAAAUGAGUUUGUAGAAAUGAUGCUACUUGAUGGGUGUUUCAUUAUUGAGUUGUUCCACAAGUAUGAAAUCUAUUGCAAAGUAGGAGGUUGUCAAGAUGACCCAAUCUUUAAAAUGAAGUGGGUGCUUCCUAGAAUAGCUCGUGAUCUUCUGUUAUUUGAAAAUCAACUUCCAUUCUUUGUUCUGGCUAAAUUGUUUGGGAUGAGUCAGAGUAACAACACACUACUUCAUAACAGAUCCAGAAAUUUAGGAGAACACGUUGUCGAUAUUGAUGAGAAGAAAGACGGAAUUAGUGUUGAAAGCUCAACCUCCAAAACUAUGAUUCUCCUGAAACGACUUAAUGAUCUUGCCCUCAAUUUUUUCUCUGGCGUUUUACCAUUUGAAUGGAAUGUCGAUGCAUCAAGUUAUAAUUCAACUGAAAAGAUUAAGCAUCUACUUUGUUUGGCGCAUGAAGCUCUCACCCCUUCACUUCCAGACAUGGUAUGGCAACGUUUGAUGGUCGGGUUCAGAUUCAAGAACGUAGAGUUUGAGCAUCUCCUUGGUCUCAUACAUACAACCAUUUGUAUUUCAUUACUUGAUAUGGAAAUAGAUCAUGCCAGAGAACGUCAAGAGGUAGGAGUCAAACUUAAGAAUGCAGAGAUAUUUAAGGGCCUAUUUGGUUUGAUUCAUGAAGCCAUCAUUCCAUUACUUACAAAAAUGGAAAAUAUGAGGAAGGCAAUUUCUUAUACUAGCAAAUUUCAGAAACCUGGAUUCCAAGUCAAUAUGGCAGAGAUUGAAGAAUGGGAAUCAAUUCCAUAUGGCUCAGAGUUUAAGGAGGCUAGAAUUGAAUUCAAUAUGGCAAAGAAAUUUAAGGAUGAUGUAUAUGAGACUGACCGCUGGAUAACAAUACCUUAUGCCAUUGAACUUCAAGAGGCUGGAAUUGAAUUCGACAAGGCAAAGAAAUUUAAGGACCUACAUGAUCGAAAUAGGAAUGAAGACCAGAAGUCAAAACCAUGUGAAAUAGGGACGCAAAUGGAUGGAGUCGAAUUAAAGACAGUAGAGAAAUUUAGGCGUCUACUUUGUCUGGACAGGAUUGAAAACUGGAAGUCAGUACCUUACGGCAAAGAGCUUCAUGAGGCUGGAGUCGAAUUCAACAAGGCAAAGAAAUUUAAGCAUCUACUUGCUCUUAGAGAGAUUGAAGACUGGAACAUACAUGGCGCCACAGAGCUUGCAGAGGCUGGAAUCAGAUUCAAGAAGGCAGAUAAAUGUGACAUGUUUUCCAUAAAGUUCAACAAUGGGCUAAUGGAGAUUUCACCUUUGAGCAUAGGAGAUCAUACAGAGACUUACUUACGAAAUCUAAUUGCAUAUGAGCAAUACUGUGAUCGAGACAAUGGUUUUAAUUAUGUCAGCAACUAUGUGCGUUUUAUGGAUGAUCUCAUCAACACUCCAAAGGAUGUUGAAUUACUCCGUCGAAGAGGAAUUAUCCAAAAUUAUUUGGGAGAUGAUGAAGUUAUUUCCACCAUGGUUAACAAGCUUUGUGACAAUAUCAAUUUUUCAACCACAGACUCCAUUUAUGCUAGAACUUCCAUGGAUGUGAACAUGCAUUGCAGGAGACACAAGAAUGUAUGGAUGGCAAAAUUAAGGCGUGAUUAUUUCAACAGUCCUUGGGCCUUGCUUUCAUUUCUGGCUGCUGUCUUAUUGAUUGCACUUGCAAUUACACAAACCAUAUUUUCCAUUAUUCAUUAGAUUUUUCAUGCAGUGUGUUAAACUUGAUGUGUGUUCUCUUAGUUAAUGUAAUAAAUAUCGAGUAAUAACUAAGAUUUUACAAAGUAAGAGUGGCUCCAAACCAUAGAGGUUUGGAAUUUCCCUUUGUUUUCAUAGAGGUUUGAGUGGAUUCCAUGUCAAAUUCUCACCUUUUUUUGUGGUCUAUUAUGGAAAGUGCAGUCAUUAAAUAUUCAAUGCUGAUCAUCAUGAUCUUGUUAUUUUACCUUUGGUAUUUAUUCUUUUCAAGUCAAUAAUCAUAAUUUCAUGUGCA